Spizellomyces punctatus DAOM BR117 is the source of this 1710-nucleotide messenger RNA. RefSeq lists its product as uncharacterized. The transcript is spliced from 2 exons. The coding region runs from base 337 to 1560 and encodes 407 amino acids. Gene Ontology annotation, molecular function: protein binding. Lineage: Eukaryota; Fungi; Chytridiomycota; Chytridiomycetes; Spizellomycetales; Spizellomycetaceae. The record is from RefSeq and is a predicted model, not a curated record.
CAGAAGUUUGACAUAUUGAAACUCUUUUUUAAGUGUUUGGAGCGGCCGUUUUUUGCCACUGUCUUUCUCCAAGGCGGAACCAGCUUUCCUCAACGUCUGGGCCAUGCGCUCGUAAUGCCAAUGCUUGCGUUUCGCAAGGGCUUCACAUCAAGCGAUAUAGCGUCCCUCAAAAUAUCAUCAUCUUUUGAACAUGGAUUCAAUGAAACACUGCGCAUAGUGGAACGAAACGGAAACCUCGACAGAUUCCAUAGAAAAACCGCUGAUCCAACCAUCUUCCAAGCCGCAUACUUCAGUCGAAUAUAUCUCGUAGUGAACUCUGUGGACUGGUAGACAUCCAUGUUGCAAUCACGAACGCGAUCUGACGACCGAGAACGCAUCUCAUCUUCCAGCCACGGCCUCCAGGACCACCGUAUACCAGCCAAGCGCUAUGUUCCAAAGCCCCCGGACUUUAGCCGACGACGCCUCGCCAAGGAUACAGUCCCGUCUUUGGCGGCCUUCUCGGCGAUUGCAGUAGUGAGGCACCAGCAUCAAUUUGUUUCUUUAGCCGGCGUUCCCUGGGACCCUUGUGGAAAACUGAUAUGGGCGCUCUUACACGAACGGCACAUGGUUCCAACAGGCGACCUACUAUCUGCCUUUCUAGAAGAAUAUCCCCAUCUCAGAGAACAAAACUCUAUUCUGUUUAUACGAGGCAGCCCCCAGCAGGAUUCCCUCUGCCGGCUAUCGAACGCUAAUUCCCCCGUCUCACGGUAUCUUGUGCACCUGAAUCUCAGCGGAUCUUCUUUCAACGAUGAGAUGACUUGCCAUAUUGCACAUCUAUCAAACCUGCGUUUUCUGGACAUUUCAAAGACUGCCGUGGGAGAUAACGGUCUGAUGGCUCUGUUGAGACCGACAAUGUACAAUGCCCACACCGACGAGCCUUGCCUGAGAUCAUUGCAAUGCCUCAAUAUUUCACAUACCGGUUUAUCCGAUGUCUGCAUUCCAUAUUUGGUGCGAGCUCCUUCCCUGGAUGCGUUGGACGUAACCGGGUCAUAUAUUUCGUUAUCUUCUUUGUUUUUGCGAUAUGGUUGGAUCCGUCUUCCCAAGGCAGUCCCGAUUUUCAACUUUCAGGUUCCGAUGAGCCGUGAAGAAUUGACACUUCUGCUGCGUGCUGAAGGCGCCGAUCCAGAUAUUCUCGCUAACCCCGAUAUCAUUAUGCGUGCAUGGAUCGUGCCAGAACUUGUCGCAGCAGCAGCGAGAAGUGAAAUGUGGCACUACGUCAUGGGCAUCCCCUUGGGUAGGAGCCUACCACCUUGUUAUAUGCAACAAAAGGAGGCCAUGAACACGGAAUGCGGGAUGAGGCUCGUGAAACUAGGGAAUAAGCAUUCUCUGGGGCAACUGCCUGCGUCGAUCGCAGAAGGGAACAAAGAGGAAAGAGGCCUGGCAGUUCGUAAACGGAAAUGGAUCGCAGACUACCCAAAUGUCGCUGGAACUAAAUCCUCGACCCCACCUGCAACCAUUCACCGAACCUGUCCCCGCAUACCGAAAGGGAUCAUGCACUUGGCAGCAAUAAAGAGAAAAUAACAACUCUGCGUUCUGAUUAAAUAAUGUAUGUAGAUUAUUGCCACAUUAUUGAGGAUAGUUUAUGCGUGUAUAUACAGAAAAGGGAACUACCAGAAGAACUAGCAAAUAAUAUUUCCAUCACAGCAAACAACAAGGGUAAUCACAAAAAGG